GUGAUUUACAGUCAAGAGGAGAAAGCUGGGAGUGUUUUUAGUUAAAGCAGAGAUGCAUCAGAUGCUCUGAACUUUAURAAUCUGGAUCUUCUUAAAGGGUGGUCUUUGUGUGGUUCAUACCCCCCCAGUGGAAACCUUACAGGAAACUUCAAAAACUCUCCAUCAUGAUGUCUCCGGACGACCGGGUCCUUGAGGACCUGUUGUAUGGAAGUGACCUCGGUGACAAGACGGAGGACAUGGAGCUGGGCGGUGUCCCUGCACAGGUGGAGGCUGAGGCUGCUGCUGCUGAAAAUGUACCAACAGCUGUGUCCAUUCAGGAACCAAUGAUUUGUGGCGGAUGUGGCGAGCAGGUGUGUGACCGCUUCUUCCUAUUGGCUGCAGGGAGGGUGUGGCACGGCGCCUGCCUCCGCUGCAGCCAGUGUCACUGUGAGCUGCAGACUCAGCCCUCCCUCUACUGGAGAGACGGAACCAUCUACUGCCAGCAGGACUACUGCAGGCUCUUCGGAGGGGGUCAGUGCGCUCGCUGCUUCCAGCCAAUCCCACCCACCGCUUUGGUCAUGAGGUCCGGCGAGCUGACCUUCCAUCCUCACUGCUUCUCCUGCCAGGAAUGUGAUGUGAAACUAAUGCCCGGGAACCUGUACUUCAUGCAGGGCCCAAACCUGUACUGCCAAUCACAUUACACAUUAUCACAUGGAGACGGAGGCAACAUGGCCCUGACCGACCCUUCACAACCAAAUCUAAAUGAAGAGACAGGUCAAAACCAGGUGUCAGGCGAAGGGGAGGAGUCUGUCAGCAGCCCAGAACCACGACUGGAAGACAGGGAGGCCGGUGGGCGGACCCGCAGGCGGACCAAGCGAAUCAGGACUUGUUUCCGCAGCGAGCAGCUGAGAGCUCUGGAGACUUAUUUCGCCCAGAAGCACAACCCUGAUGGCAAAGACUGGACCUGCCUCGCUCACAAGACCGGCCUGCCCAAGAGAGUCCUGCAGGUGUGGUUUCAGAACGCUCGAGCCAAGCUGAGGCGCUCCCUCAACUCCGAGGACUCCCAGGUCAGCUCCCCCUCCAGAGCCGCUGCCCUGGCGGCCGCGUCCUCGACGCCGGCCUGCUCUCCGUCGGACCAGCCUCAGCCCUUCCCGACCAGCACCAUCGACCAGCUGCAGCUCUCCCAGCUCACCGCCCCGAUCAGCGAGCCCUCUUUGAGCCCGGUCCUCAAUCCGCCGUCGUACCAGCUGCUGCAAAGCCCCGCCUUCUUCCUGGACUACGAUUCCCAGAGUGCACCGGGGUGCAUCUCCUCUCUGGAGCCCAUUGGGGACUUUGGGGAGGCAGCAGGGGCGGUAGAGAGGAAUACUGAUACUUUUGAAGCACAUUAUAGCUAACUAGUGGUUUUGCAGUAACAGUUAGGUUUUUUAAAGUGAAUUGGUAGUUAAAUCACCAAAGAUUAUGAUGAACUUUUUUGAGUUUAUAACGAUAACUUGAUCCUGAUUGAGGUAAGAGAACAAAGUAAGCUGUUAUUGACAUCAAGGAGUGUAUUAGUCCAAAAGAAAACAAUUCCAUGAACCAUUAUUGCUGUGUAUUUUUUAUAGUAAUGUGACUUGUUUUAUUUAUUUAGUGAAUUAAAACUGU
Messenger RNA from Austrofundulus limnaeus, 1620 nucleotides. RefSeq names its product LIM/homeobox protein Lhx9. Gene Ontology annotation, molecular function: RNA polymerase II transcription regulatory region sequence-specific DNA binding; DNA-binding transcription factor activity, RNA polymerase II-specific. The transcript has 7 exons. Bases 165 to 1373 code for a protein of 402 amino acids. The record is from RefSeq and is a predicted model, not a curated record. Gene Ontology annotation, biological process: regulation of transcription by RNA polymerase II; neuron differentiation. NCBI's taxonomy places the organism in Eukaryota, Metazoa, Chordata, Actinopteri, Cyprinodontiformes, Rivulidae. Gene Ontology annotation, cellular component: nucleus.